This is a messenger RNA of Pantherophis guttatus, 1746 nucleotides long. Lineage: Eukaryota; Metazoa; Chordata; Lepidosauria; Squamata; Colubridae. The record is from RefSeq and is a predicted model, not a curated record.
AGAUCAGAGUUUGGGGUAAAGCUGGGCAAACACUGUAGCAGUCUGAAAUUGCAGAUAGCUCUUCCAAAUCUGGGGGCAAAUUGGACCUUCUUCACUGUAGUUGUGGUCUUUUUGUGAUCUCUGAGAUUUAACUCUGUGCCGAAGAAAGAACUCUAGGAAGGAUCUCCUGCAGUAUACUGUAUGUCAAAUGUUGCUGCUGCUGCAUAUACAGCUUUUUCUGCUUCAGUUUCUGUCUCAAAUUCCCUGUGCCAGUACGCUGAUGAAAUGUCCAUUUAAGGUGAUCAUAGAAGAAAACGAGUGUUUCCAUUACUACAAGCCAGGAGACUAUUGGAUUACGGGAAUAAUGUCUGAAAUCAUAGCUCUAUUGUACCCAUUUUCAUUCUCCAAGCCUCCAAUCCACCAACUGAAAAGUGAGAACACCUACCACCACAUUCUUCCCUUCUUGUUGGCUGUUCAUGAAGUCAACCAGAAUUCAAGGCUCUUACCCAACAUCACCCUGGGCUACAACAUGUAUGAGAACUUUUUCAAUGCAAGGAUAACCUAUGAGGCCAUGCUGGAUGUGCUGUCUACAGGACAGGAGAGCAUCCCAAACUACAGAUGUGGAAGAAAAAAGAACCUCCUGGCGAUUCUUGAAGAGAUGGAUUCUGAACUCUUUGAUCAUAUUUCCAAUGUCCUGAGCAUCUAUAAAAUUCCACAGAUCAACUAUAAUGUCAUCAACCAGAUGGCUGAGAAAAAUCAUCAUUUUCCUUUUUCAUAUCGGAUGACCCCAAACCAAGAACCUCCUUACUCAGCAAUCGUCCAGCUACUCCUGCAUUUCCAAUGGACGUGGAUCGGCGUCCUUUCUCAGGACAAUGAAAAAGGAGAAAAAUUCAAAAGACGCUUGGAAGUCCUUGCUCUAAAAAAUGGGAUUUGCAUUGUCCUCUCAGGAACCGUCCCAGAAGCAAAUAUGAAGACAAGUGCUGGAGAAACUCUCAUGCAAGAAAAAAGAAAAAUGUUCCAUUCUCUUAUCAAGAGUCAAAUAAAAAUUAUAGUAUGCCAACUGGAUUUUCAGGCCUCAGGAAUGUUAGCAAUAAUAAUACAAACGAUUGAUAUGACUAAUACAUCCAUUGUGGGAAGGGUGUGGAUUGCAACAACUUUGACAGCUUCAAGUGUAGGUAUUUUUGACCUCUUGGUUGAUCUCCAAAAUAAAUAUGCUUUGUUUUCCUUCCUCAUCCAGACAAAGAGAAGGACUCAGUAUUAUUACAUUAAAUCUUAUGCAUCUAUGUUCUUAUCGUACGGAAAGGAAGCGUUCCAAUGUUCUUAUUCAAGUCCUGUGUUAUCUAAGAAAGUUUGGAAAAAAUGUAGAGAAAAGGAGAAUUGGAAAUUCCCACCCCAUGAUGUGAUUGCAAGAAUCAUGUCUCAGGACUCCUCCAGUAUUUCCCAAAUAAUUCAAAUUGUGGCCUGGGUCCUCAGUGCUGCCUCUUCCUCCCAACGGAGUAAGAGGAGAAUGCAAGUUGGAGACCAUCAACCACCCCAGAUUGUACAGCCAUGGCAGGAACCAAGGACAUUCCCACCAAUGGCCGGAGGGAGGAUGAGUGAAGUCACCAGGCAACCGGAUGACACCUUGAUUGGACCAUGUGACUGAUUGUUUGGAAAGGGGAGGAAAACUUUUACUUUUAAUUAGGUGAAAACUGUGGAAACAUUUAGAGUCAGUUUUCACCAGCCUAUGCCUCUAUGAUAUGUCCAAUAAAACUGAUAUUUGAGGAA